This is a messenger RNA of Laetiporus sulphureus 93-53, 330 nucleotides long. RefSeq lists its product as uncharacterized. The transcript has a single exon. The annotation marks the transcript as partial. The record is from RefSeq and is a predicted model, not a curated record. NCBI's taxonomy places the organism in Eukaryota, Fungi, Basidiomycota, Agaricomycetes, Polyporales, Laetiporaceae.
GACAAACAUUUUGAUCAUCCCCUCGAUCGUAUAAAUCCUCUCUUGCUGCUCUCGAUUUUCAUGGCACUUAUUCUCAACUUGCUCAGAGGGUCGACUCGAAGGGCCUGCAAUUUUGCCUUGCGAAUGCUCAAGCUGAUCAUCGAAUGUGCUAUACAACAGAAAGGUGCAGUCUCAUCUGACGAUCAAGAGAUUCUCAAGAGAUUCCCCACGGACAUUCGAAGUGUCCGGAAACUAUUCGACCUCGAUCCUGUAACCAUCGUCUGGGCAGUUUGUCCAACUUGCUCAUCCACGUACGAGCCUUCAUACCAAUCUGGCAUUCCUGUCUAUCCU